This is a messenger RNA of Nyctereutes procyonoides (raccoon dog), 2036 nucleotides long. It is a transcript of the gene PRRX2, whose product is annotated as paired related homeobox 2. Gene Ontology annotation, molecular function: DNA-binding transcription factor activity, RNA polymerase II-specific; DNA binding. NCBI's taxonomy places the organism in Eukaryota, Metazoa, Chordata, Mammalia, Carnivora, Canidae. The transcript has 4 exons. Gene Ontology annotation, biological process: regulation of DNA-templated transcription. The record is from RefSeq and is a predicted model, not a curated record. Bases 1055 to 1702 code for a protein of 215 amino acids.
CCAGCCAGGCACCCCCAACUCUUUGCUCAUUUUUAAUUGGAUGACUUGUUUUUUUAUUGUUGCUUUUAAGAGUUCUUAAUAUUUCCUAAAUACAAGUCCCUUACCAAACAUGACUUGUGUCCAUUUUUCCCAUUCUGUGGGUUGUCUUUUUACUUUUGUGUUGGUGUUGACUCAAGUUUUAAUUUAGGUGAAGUCUGAUUGAUCUUUCUCUUUUUAGUUGCAUAUGCUUUGGGUGUCACAUCUAAGUAACCAUAGUCUGGCCUUUGGGAGGGGAAGGCAAACUGGCUUUGGAAGUCGGGACUUCACGUUAUUUUCUGGAAUGAGGCAUUCCUUCAUUUAUAUAACCACUCAAUCAUAAAUAUUUUUGAAACCAAACUUCUUGCCUGGUCCUGGUGAUAAUAAGGUGACAAGGCAAACCCAGUCCCUGCUUUCCUAAGAGCUGAGUUAAAUGGAAGAAAUAGCACGGAGUAGAUAACCAAAACAGAAGAAUGGCUUAAUUACAGCUGUGUGGGAAAGGGAGAGGGCCCAGGAGCCUGUAACAGGGAAAGCUGGCCUGGCCUGGCCUGGCCUGGGUGCUGGGAAAGUCUCUCAAGGCAGGGAAUUUAGGCUCAGACUAAAACCUGGGUAAGGCUGAGUCAGACAGAAGUGGUGCAGUGCUCCAGGCAGAGGGUACAGCUUGAGCAAAGGCCCUGAGGUGGGUAGGAGCUCAUUCUGUCUGGUAAAGCAGAUCCCACCAGUGCCUGGCCCCUCCACUGGGUUUUCUUGGGGGGUCCAGUCAUCCUAUGGAAGUGUAUGCAGCACACCAUGGCCUUUGUGCAUGGAAAGAUCCAGAGAGACCCAGCAUGGCUCUGCUGAAGUUUCUAAGGAACUGUGGGAGCCUCCUUUAGCCUCCUCCAGACUCUAGGGCCAGCCCAAGCCUGCUUAGGCCCCCUUGUAACCACACCAGUCACUGACCUGGGGGUGUGUGGGUGCGACAGGCCCAGGUUGUUCAUUCAUGCAUUUACUCAACACUCAGAAAAUAUCUGUGAGGAGUUUACCUUAAGCCAGGCCCGGGAUGGGUUCCAGAGAGACCAAAGAACCAGUAAGUUCCAGUCUCUGUUGGACAAAUGACCCCACAUUUACUCUACAGUAUGAUACAGCUACGACGGGGGUUCUGGGGUGGCUUCCUGGAGGAGGUGGCAUUCUACUGAGACACGCAGGUGAGUGCCCCAGCCCAGGGCGCGGCAGCGCCGCCAAGCGGAAGAAGAAGCAGCGGCGGAACCGCACCACGUUCAACAGCAGCCAGCUGCAGGCGCUGGAGCGCGUGUUCGAGCGCACGCACUACCCCGACGCCUUCGUGCGCGAGGAGCUGGCCCGGCGUGUCAACCUCAGCGAGGCGCGCGUGCAGGUCUGGUUUCAGAACCGCAGGGCCAAGUUCCGCCGAAAUGAGAGGGCCAUGCUGGCCAACCGCUCCGCCACGCUGCUCAAGUCCUACAGCCAGGAGGCCGCCAUCGAACAGCCUGUGGCUCCCCGGCCCACAGCCCUGAGUCCAGAUUACCUGUCCUGGACCACCUCGUCCCCCUACAGCACAGUGCCACCGUAUAGCCCUGGAGGCUCGGGCCCUGCGACCCCGGGAGUCAACAUGGCCAACAGCAUUGCCAGCCUCCGUCUCAAGGCCAAAGAGUUCAGCCUGCACCACAGCCAGGUGCCCACGGUGAACUGAUGGCCAGGCCACCAGGACCCAGCUGCCUCCUGGCCUAACCAUGGCCAAGAGGGCAGACGUGCAGGGAGGCGACCUUCUCCUGUCCGCCAUCUCUGGGACAGGCUGCUUGGGCUCUCUUGCCCCCUCUCUCCAAUCCAGACUCCUGGGCCCGAGAGGCUGCUGGGAUGCCAGGAGCCUGGCUCAGCCCCUGGUCUGCAGCCGUGGGAGACUUUGGCCCCUGACCUUUGGAAGAGUUGGCCAGAGGCAGAACAGGAGCCCACCAAGGACUGCAUCGAUUUUGUGUAUUAAAACUGAAAAGCUUUUGUCUUUAAGAAAUAAAAAAAAAAAAUUUUAA